AAAUGUCGAAAUUCGGCAAAGAAUUUGAGAAAAUAUGGCCCGAAUUAAACGACCAUAAAACUUUAACAAAAACUGCUGAAAAACAUUUAAAAAAAUAUUUAAAAAGUAAAGUUCCUGUUAAAAAUACAGAUUUAGAUAAAUUUCAACAAAAAUCUAAAAAUUUUCCCAUAGAGUUUCCUAUUGAUAGCUGUAGAGUUGAAUCACAACCUGUAGAACGUCAUGAUGUGAUAAGAGAACAAAUUGAGUCAGCCUAUCCGCUGAUACAUGAAAAAGUUCUGUAUUUAAUUAUUGAUUUUUUGGAGCAUAAAUUGCGAUAUGGCUCUUCUUGCGAAAGAAAACUCUAUAAAAACAUGUCAAUAUGUGAAUUUGUGCAACGUUUGUUAACCAAAAGAUGUGUUAGUUUUGUGGGUACCGAAGAUGAUUAUCUGCUGCUAACAGGAGAAACGGGUUUUGGACGCCAAUACCUAAAAGUGGGCUGCAAGGAGGAACGUGAACCUCUAACAUUAACAAAUGUUUUAAGUUAUGAUGAGAUUAAGAUAUCUGCCCUGCUGUCGGUAUCAUCCAAAACCGAAUUCAUCAAUGAUGGCAAUCGCUAUAACAAGGGUUUACGAGAACUGGAUUCAAGUAAAAUUGAGCAGCAGGGCUUAGUUGUAGGUAUGAUAGGGGCUCGAUUUGAGCGCAAAGAAGUUAUGGAGUUUCAAGAUAUAACCAUAACCAGAAAUCAAAAUACCUUGGAGAAUGGCUAUGGUGGAUCUUUAGAUAAACCUAAACAAAAUCCAGGCUUUUUACACAACCUUAAUCCUUUUAAGAAACCGACCAACCUAGAAAAACUACAAGACUAUCGCCGUUUAUGGAAUAGAUUCUAUGAAGAGCCGGAUCAUUUGUAUGACCAAGUCCACAAAGAUAAUUUACGAUUUGGUGACACUCUCAACUGUUUGGUUAUAUUCGAUAAUGUCAUGAUGAAGAAACGCUAUGCCAUUUCCUUUGACAUGCUGCUUUUAGAGGCUAACUCUAGAGCCUUGCCAAACCAGGCUUAUCUGCAUGUGGUGGGUUUUGGUUUGGGUGUCUGGCGUGCAGCCGUUCAACAGGAGCAAAUCUUUAUGGAAUGUUUCUAUGAACGUUUAAGGUAUUUACUGCCUCUACUAAAGAAUAUUGGUGUGGUGCAUUUUUCAUAUUUUAAUCUCAAGGAAUGCGGGGAGUUAAAGAAUGAGGGGUUUAUGGCCUCCAAGUACCAUCCCAAGGGAGGUAUUAAAACGUUUAUAUCGAAAAGGAAUCCGCAUGAUAAAUUGCCAGAGGAAUUUAAAGAUAUGUUGCUGGUGGUUUCAUAUGCUUGGGAUGGUAAUGCCUUACCGGGUAAUGAGUUUUGGUUGGGCAAUCUUACCGGCUCCAAUGAUCCAUCUACCGCCUGCAGUACUUUGAUAUCAGAACUCCACAAUCCCCACAUUAAUACAGAGUUUGUUUGUGGCGAUAAUCUGCAUAUAGCCUCUUUUAAUUACAACAUAAUCAAUAUUUAUGAUUAUGCUAAAAAAGUAUUAAAGUCUGAUUUAACACGACAAUAGAGUUAAAUACAAUGAAUCGAAUUUUAAUGGCAAAAUAAAUGUUUUUUAAAAGUUAUUAAA
Molecule: messenger RNA, 1619 nt
Organism: Calliphora vicina (urban bluebottle blowfly)
Lineage: Eukaryota; Metazoa; Arthropoda; Insecta; Diptera; Calliphoridae
Exons: 6
Coding region: 3-1559 (518 amino acids)
Source: RefSeq, a predicted model, not a curated record